AUGGCCCAGACCAGUCAGCCCAUAUCAUCUCCAAUCUCGAACACGCCUCUUAGCAAGAAGCGAAGACGCAAGAGACGUCGCAAGUCUUCAACAAACACGGGCAGUCCAGCUCCGAGUGAGGUCCUUCCUGACAAGGCGAAACCGACGAGAGAGAAGCCGGCACAAGACACUCGACCGCUGAGAGAAAGAGAGCCUGAGACAUACCACAUAUACGCCACAUCCGACGACAGUGAUGUUGAAGAGGCCGACGCGGUGGCACAACCUAGCCCUCCUAAGGCUUCGGCUGCGGAUGACCACGCGAACGGUGCAGAGAGUUCAGACGAGAAGACCUCCGAACCUAUGAGCAAUGAGCAUGCCACUCUCGCGUCGGGUCAAGUGUCAGAGGAAGUGGAACUCCAGCGCAACGAACCUGACUCUGCGGUGCAUUCUGACACGAAGGUCGCCGCCUCUGAGCCUCGCGUGACCGAGGAGGGUCGAUUUUGCUGUCCUUUCGCUGAAGACUACGGAUGUAAGAAUACUUUCAGCAAGAGAAGUGCGGCACUUCGACACGGUGGAAUUCACACUUCGCGCUUCGUUUGUUCUGUUUGCGAUAAGCAGUUGAGCCGGCGGAGCACUCUAGAUGCGCACUUGCGCAAACACACUGCACUGGAGAUCGCCUUUGCCGAAGCUGGUAAUAAAGAUGCUGCCAGGAACGCUCAGGAUGAGAAGGAUGAGCAAGACGACGAUGACAACAUCAUAGAGGCGACACCUAACCGGUCCCAGAUAGAUGAACAGGACGAAGACGGUUCAGCCGACUUCACUCCUCCACAAGAGGGAUCCCAGGCCCGAUCAGCCGCUCAGCAGAAUGGACUCGAGAAGCACUCAUCCCUGCCGGCUGAAGACGCAGCCAUUACUGAAGAAACACAUGACAGUGGCAUACUUCCACAAACCCUUUCCGAACAUCAUUCACCACCGCCACCUAGUGUCUUUGAUCAAGUCUCUGAGACUAUUAUCAAAGAGACGCCUAUGCCAAGGGCCGGUCUGACGCGCAAACGCGACGCCAGCACUGCGUUCGAAGCUCCACGACAGAGUGCUGAAAGGUCUAGGAAGAGAGCGAAAAGGCCCUCUAAUUCUCCGCCGACGUCGGUUCAGUCCAGGGACUUGGAGGGGUCAGACUCGACGGAAGAUACGCCUGGACUGCUUAGUCUACAAGAUACCGAGAAGAUCGUGCCGAGAUUACAGAGGGACCGACAAAGCAGCAUCGAUGGUUGGGCGCAGAAGUACACUCCGGGCUCGAACCUCAGACACCCCGUCUUCAAUCCCAAGUCGCCAGCCGCUAGAUCCUCCCAACAGGUGGAAAUUGUCAUUCCAAGAACAAGUCAAGGGCACUAUUCCGGCAGCAAUUCGACCAAAAGGCUGCCUUUGGCAUCUGAUGAUGGCGUCAGUGACAAUGAGCCCACCGCAGACAAGUUGAAGACGUUUGGACCGAGGAACGCUGGAACUCGAAAAGCGACUUAUACCACCCCAAAGGGCAAGAAGCGAGCAGAGUCUGGGGUGGACUACUCUACUCCUGCACGGGAUCACACCAACUACGCCGAUGAUGACUCCGACGAGGAUGAAUACGAGCCAACCAAUUUCGCAACUUCUGUGGCGGUGAGAUCUUUCGUGGCCGUGAAUUCUAAGAAGCGGUCUCGAGAACGGGAAGAAGAGCCGAGGUCAGAGACUGUCAAGCGAGACGCAGACAGAUCAGAUGCUGCACGGCCGAGUAAACGUGUUAAAGCCAGUGGUCCAGCUGGCGGGGAUGCUUCUGAGUGUCCCAAAUGUCAUCGUCAAUUUGCUAAUGAGGCCUUGCUCCGGAAGCACCUGAAGAAGCCGUCGCUCCAUUCCCAUUUGUACAGAUGCCGCAAUUGCUCCGAGCAGUUCUGGGCCAUCACUCUUCUAGCAAAGCAUGAAAGAGAGACUGGACACGGCAAAGGAAAUGGGUUGCAGGGCCACACUGGCGCAUUUAGCGAAGGUGAGGUCAAGAAGCUAAGUGACUGGAGGGACUUUUUCUGUGAAGACUAUAACAUCACCCACGAACAAUUCAACGAGAUGAUGACCGACACCCUCCAGCGAAAGACAGGGGAGCGCUGGAAUUGGCCUUUCAUUACCAAAUCCGAUUUCAUGAAAGAGUACUGCGGUGUGCUCCCUCAUCGGAACAAACGGUCCAUGUUGCGAUAUCGCGAGCGCAAUUUCCAGAAUGUCGCAGGGUCUAGGAAUUGGACCUCGGAGGAUGACCAAGAGCUUCUACGAUUGCACUCGGAGCUCGGGCCCAAAUGGUCUGAGAUCGCGCGCCGACUCACGCGGACGGUGGACGCAGUCAGUCAAAGAUGGCGACACAAAUUGCAAUGUGGAACCACCGAACAAGGCGAAUGGUCGCGAGACGAGCAGUCGCUAUUCAAGGAAGUCCUUGAACAAGUGCGCAAAGAGUCGGGCACCACUGCGGAGUUGGAUGAGUGGCGUAUUCCGUGGAACAAAGUCAGCGAGAAAAUGGGGACCAGAACUGCGCAGCAAUGUUCAAAUCAUUGGCGCGCCCUUCACAGCGUGAAGAGACAAGGCAGAUGGAUUAGGAUUCAAGGACUGGAGAGAACGCCCGGUUCGAGCAGAAUCUUGACACCUUCGAAGAUGGAGCGUCGAUUAAUGGGAGAAGGUGUGAGCCCGAGUAAUCGGAGAGUGCUGUCGGAAAAAUUCGUUGAUGAAGAUGAUGAGGAUGAGGAGGAAUAUGAAGGUGCAGAAGAUGAGGAUGAGGAAGAUGAAGGUGUGGAGGAUGAGGAAGAUGCAGUUCCAGAGCAUGAAGAUGAGGAAACAGCUGAUCGUGAAAAUCUCUCCGAGGACGACGCGAAACCCGGAGAAAGAGACUUUGAGGACGAAGAAAAAGAGUCAGCUCUUCAUGAUGACCGAGGAUCGUCAGUGGCAGCGGAAGAAGCUGAGACGGGGGAUCGAACAGCACGCAACCCUUUGGCCGAGAAAACCCCCGGAAAGACGCUCGGGUCCAGUCAAUUGUUCGCCCAGACACAGGUCAACACGUCUGCGCUGAAGGCAUCGCAGCGAGGCAGAAGGCCAGUCGAAGACGACGAUCGGCCUUCGCCCAACAUCCCCAUUCAGCGCCGAGUGCUGUCAUCCCGAUCUCCAUUGCACGAGCUCAAGGUCAAGGAAAAUGGUGAUCUCGAUCUUAGUAGCGGUGAGGAGGGCCAUGAUGGGGAAGCCGAGUCCGAAUCUACCCAAGCCACGGACAUUGAGGAUGGGCAUGAGGCCUCAUCCGGGCACUCGAAAGGCGAGGACGAAGAUGAGGACGACGAGGAAGAAGAAGAGAAAAAAGAAGCCGCGGUACCAACGGACGGUCUAAUCAGUGAGGAGGCCACAGACUCUGAAACCGGCGCCCUUGAACAAGAACAAGAACCGGCACAAAAGGAUGACGAUGACCAGUCCAGUAGUUCCGACUCCAGCGAAGAAGACGCUGAGGAGGAGGAGGAGGAAGAAGAAGACGAUGACGGUGGUGAUGGUGACGAAGAUGAGGAUGAAGAUGACAGUGACGACGACGACGAUGAUGCAAGCUCGACAACGCCAGACAAGAGGUCGAAUGGGAAAGUCGGGCCCGGUCUUGGUCUUGACCAAUUCAUGAACAGUAUCAACGAGUCGGCGCGACGGGCCAAGGCUACCAGCACGAGUAAGGGCACUGGCGGUGCAAGUUGGCGGCUCAAUGGCUCACGGGAACGGGAAGAGUCGGUGUUGAGCGAGAGCCGGCAGAAGGAAGAAAGUGAGGAGAUAGAAUAG
This is a messenger RNA of Capronia epimyces CBS 606.96, 3792 nucleotides long. RefSeq lists its product as uncharacterized. Gene Ontology annotation, biological process: regulation of DNA-templated transcription. The record is from RefSeq and is a predicted model, not a curated record. The coding region runs from base 1 to 3792 and encodes 1263 amino acids. The transcript has a single exon. Gene Ontology annotation, molecular function: DNA-binding transcription factor activity; transcription cis-regulatory region binding. Gene Ontology annotation, cellular component: nucleus. Lineage: Eukaryota; Fungi; Ascomycota; Eurotiomycetes; Chaetothyriales; Herpotrichiellaceae.